Messenger RNA from Corticium candelabrum, 33025 nucleotides. Its product is annotated as titin-like. The transcript is spliced from 98 exons. Gene Ontology annotation, biological process: synapse organization; homophilic cell-cell adhesion. Gene Ontology annotation, cellular component: plasma membrane; axon; neuronal cell body. The record is from RefSeq and is a predicted model, not a curated record. Lineage: Eukaryota; Metazoa; Porifera; Homoscleromorpha; Homosclerophorida; Plakinidae. The coding region runs from base 53 to 33025 and encodes 10990 amino acids. Gene Ontology annotation, molecular function: axon guidance receptor activity.
UUCUCCCACAACUGGUGGCGACUUUCUGGUGCCGUCAGGAGGCACGCUAGUUAUGGAGGGAUCGAUUAGUGGUGUCGAGUCUGUUCAAUGGAGAAAAGACGGCCGUCCCUUGGCAGAAGAUAACAGAAUUACCCAACAGGUGACUCAGAGCGGUGGCAGUCGAUUGAUCGUCGGCAACGUACGACAGUCCGAUUCCGGCACGUAUUCGCUGUAUGGAGAAAACGAUGCCGGAAUAGCAGAAACGUCUGCUGAUAUUGUUGUGCAAGGUGCUAGUGCUCCCAUUAUCCAGCGUAUGCCAUCCACACCGUCCACAGUUACCGACGAUAGUAUCGAAGUGACGGUCGGUCGACGAGAGGUGAUGGUUCCGCGAGGAAUGACGUUAGGAAUUCGAGGAUGGGCGACCGGCGACCCAUCGCCAUCUUACGGAUGGUUGAAAGACGGGUCGCCCGUGAGUGAUGGAGGCAAAUUCGGUAUCGAUCCUAGUGGAAUGUUACAGGUCAGAAACGUUGGUCCCGGUGAAGCCGGUCGUUACACGUUGGUGGCAACGAACUCGGCCGGAGAAGACCGCGAAUCCAUCGACGUCGUUCUUCCGGUGCGGCCCGCCAUAGAACCCGCCGCGACGGUGAGUCCCGUCCGACCCUUGCCCGACACCGACAGAUCGUACGUCGUCACUCAGGACGCCGAGGUAAUGGAAGGUCGCAGCGUAAGUAUAUCGGCAACGGCGACGGGUCGCCCGGCACCCGGAAUGACAUGGAGACUACCGUCAGGAAGAAGGAUUGCUUCCGGAAGGUCGUACGACCGAUUUCGAGUAACCGACGACGGCACAUUAGUAAUCGACGACACCCGACGACAAGACGAGGGAAUUUACAGAGCGAUUGCAAAGAACAUUGCCGGUCUGGCAAAAGCCAAGUCGAGAUUGAGAGUCUUCGUACCGCCGUCAUUGGAUAGACCGUUGGAUCAGUCCGUUUCGGUCGGUGACAGACCCGUGCUACCGUCUCGAUCACAGCGUACCGUAUCCGCGGUGUUCGGAGAGCCAUUCUCGAUUACCGCAUCGGUUCGAGGAGUUCCUCAGCCAGAGAUAUCUUGGUCUCACAACGGCGAGGUCAUCUCUCCCACCGAUAGGGUUUCGACGACGACGACGACCGUCGGAGACAGAACCGUCAGUACGCUCACCGUCAGCACAGCGGAAAGCGACGAUGCCGGAAUGUAUGCAGUGCAGGUUAAUGGAGAUUCGGGAUCGACUUCGGACUCCGUCGACGUGUCGGUGCAGGCGAGUGGUGCACCCGUGAUCAAUCGAGUUCCAGACAGGGAAGACGUCGUAUCGGAUUCGACGAUCGGCAGUGUCAUCGGCAGACCGAACUUACGCGUUCUGCCCGGCGAGACGGCGGAGGUGGCGUGCACGGCUAAGGGUAGUCCCAAUCCAACGAUAUCGUGGAAUCGCAAUGGAGAAUCGAUCGGUGAGAGCGGUCGAGCUCGUGUACUUGCUAACGGCGUGUUGCAAGUGACCGACUUACAAGAAGCCGAGACGUAUACGUGCGUGGCAAGCAACGAUUACGGAGACGACCGAGAAACGAUGACGCUCGAGCCGGCAGAGGCUCCUCGAUUCGAUCGUCUCUAUCCAGCAGGAGUGUCAUUGAACGUUGGCAAAGGCAACGACCUCGACGUUGACGUUUCGUAUAGUGGCAAUCCACGUCCCGAUGUCAUUUGGAGCUUGCCCAGCGGGAGAAGGCUGCGUGUUGGCGAAACGUACGGAAGAUUCAGCGUGUCAGACGGCGGCUCGCUUCGUAUAAACGAUUCCGAAGCGGCCGAUUCUGGAUCGUACCGAGCCAUCGCCGUUAAUCGUGCAGGUCAAGACGAGACGGAUACACUCGUUCGUGUAGUGGAACCGGUCGACGUCGUAUCGCCGGCUGACGAGAACGUUUUCGUCGACCAAAUUCGCCAAUUACCGACAUCGGAGGGUCCGUACUCAGUGCGCGAAGACUCGACUCUGUCCAUUGCAUGCGGUUUCAACGGCGUGGCGAGUGAAGACGUAACGUGGAAGCGCGACGGAUCAGCAAUACCACUGACGAGCGACGAUAGGCUAAGCGUAACGAGUAGUCGAAGGGGCAGUAAAUUGACGGUAAGUAACGUGAAGGCGGCAGACGGCGGACAAUACGUGUGUCAAGGACGUCGAGACGGGCAAGAAGCGUCGUCUUCUGUAGAUAUCACAGUUGCUGCUCCCGAUGAACCGCUCAUAAAUCGGCGCGCCGACGUAAAAGAAAAGGAAGCACCGGGUGAUGUGUCCGUGAGUGUAGCCGAACCCGAGGUGUUUGUGCGAGCUGGAGAAAAGUUGUCUGUCAAAUGCAAUGCCACCGGAACUCCGACGCCAUCCAUUAGCUGGCAGAAGGACGGAUCGAAUGUGAUAUCCAACACACGAGCGAACAUCCGUUCGGACGGUACUCUACAGAUUAGUGAGUUGGAAAGAGACGACGUGGGAUCUUACGCUUGCACGGCAACGAGUGGCUCGAAUACGGAUUCUCAGCAAAUUCAAGUGUCUCUGUUAGAACGACCGUCAGUCGCAGAUCCUCCAUCCCGAACACCGGAAAGGCCUCUGCCAGACAGAGACGUGUCGUACGUUGCCGGUCAAACGUCGGAGGUCGUCGAAGGACGGACCGUUAGAGUGACGGUUCCUAUUCUUGGAGAACCGACUCCGCGCGUGACUUGGACUCUACCGUCUGGGCAGCGUCUGCAGCCCGGCGAAAGGUCCGAUCGCUUCACAGUUACAGACGACGGUUCGUUGCAAAUAGAAGAUAGUCAGACUGACGAUUCGGGAGACUAUCGAGUGACUGCGAGCAAUGCAGCAGGAGAGACGUCUGUUGUGACGCCUGUGUCAGUAUUCGCUCCGCCGUCCAUCACCAGAGAAGUCGAAGACAACGUGUCCGAAAGGGAUGCGACCGGACGAGAUACGCCCGUACUACCGUCUUCCGAUGGAACGAUCAAAAUAGAGAGAGGAAACAGUCUGGUCAUGGAAGGUGCGGCGAGCGGUCGGCCGCCUCCGAGUGUCAGGUUCUUGAAGGACGGCGAGACCAUUUCGGCCGGCGAUCGGUAUUCUCUCGAUCGAACUCCCGACGGCGGUCUCCGUCUCACUGUGGCCGACGUCGAACCCGACGACAGCGGAGAAUACACAUUCGUGGCUCAGAACGAAGGAGGCGUAACGAGCUCGUCUCAACAGAUCUCCGUAUCAGCGACUUCUGACGCUCCAGUUCUCAACAGAAGAAGAGGAGGGAGACCUCAGAUAUCAGGACGAGACAUCACAGCAACCGUGGGAGAAACGGCCAAAAUUGAAGCAAAGGAGAGAGGAGACGUGACGCUGCAGUGCAGUGCUCGCGGCGCAGAGCCUAUUACAUUCUCUUGGAUGAGGAACGAUCAGCCGGUGAGCAGCGGCGGCCGCACGACAAUCACUUCGGACUCUUCGAGCAGCUCUUUAGAAAUCGACGAAUUUGCCAGACGUUUCGAGGGCACGUACUCGUGUCGAGCCAGCAACAGCGACGGCGCAGACUCUGAAUCGAUCGACGUAGCUUUGGACUCUCCGGUGCGGCCGACGAUCGUUCAACCUGCAGAUAAAUCUGCACCAUCUCCCGUUCCUAGAGGAGACGUGACCUACUCGGCCGGUCAACAAGCCGUGGUGGUGCAAGGCAGAAACGUGAGGAUAGGCGUGUCUGCUUACGGUCGACCGACUCCGACCAUCAGUUGGAGAAUCCCCAACGGAAAGAGACUAGGACCGGGCCAGUCGAGCGGUCGAGUUCGUGUUCUCGACGACGAUACACUGGUGAUAGACAAUGCGCAAGUCGAAGACGAAGGAGCGUACAGACCUAUUGCAAGCAAUAUCGCUGGGUUGGCUAAAAUCAAGUCGAGACUCAGUGUCAUCGUGCCUCCGCGUUUGUCGGAGACCAUCGGAGACCACGUCGUCGUGGAUGGACAAGACGUGUCGGCUAAUAAGUACGGCACCGUGCGUGUAGAACCCGGUUCGUCGUUUUCGGUUAGCUGUUCUGCACGUGGGGUACCCAAACCCAAUUUGAGAUUCGUUAGAGGAGAUGACUUGAUCAGCAGUGGAGGACGGUAUUCGAUCGAGAGCAAUGGCGAGAGAUCGACGUUGACGGUCGAUAUGGUAGAGGACGACGACAGAGGAUCAUAUUCGUGCAUUGCCGAGAACAGUGGUGGUGCAACGUCGUCUACUGUUGAAAUAGAAACCAUUCGUUCGGGUAGUCCCGUCAUCCAGAGGAGACCGGAUGUCGAACCGGUCGUGACCGAGGAAGGCGUCAGUUCUGUGAUCGGCCGUCCUGACGUAUUGGCAUCACGCGGACAGACUCUCACGUUGGCGUGCUCAGCGGAGGGAUCUCCCGAUCCGACCAUCAGCUGGUACAGGAACAAGGGCCAAAUAGGCGACAACGAUCAUUUCGAAGUGACCGACGGUCGACUGACGAUCAAGAAAGUAGGCAGACGCGACGAGGGAGAUUUUGAAUGUCGAGCCGUCAAUACGGCAGGACAAGACAGGGAGACGGUGAAUGUUCGAUUGGCGGAGCGACCUGUGAUCGAGCGGCGGAGGCCGAUGAAGGAAGAAAGGCCGAUUUCCGAUGCCGACCGUCGUUUCUUUCCGGGACAGGCUGGCGAUAUUCUGCGGGGACGAGACGCGACGCUGAGUGGUCAAGUAUCGGGUCGGCCAAGACCGACGGUGACGUGGCGUCUACCGUCUGGGAGGCAACUGAGACGAGGCGAAUCGGAUGGCAGAGUGACGGUGCUAAACAAUGACGAUCUGAAGAUAGAGAAUGCCCAACCGGAAGACGCCGGGAACUACCGUAUCGUCGCUAGCAACAGUGCGGGUGUAGAUAAAGUAGACAUUCCUGUGACAGUAUCGGACCAGCCGCAGAUGACGACGAGGCUGACCGACACGGCAACAAUAGAUGGUGAAAAGGCGUUUCCGGAUAAGGACGGGAGACUUCGCGUAAAUCCCGGAAGUUCGGUGUCGAUGAGCUGCUCGGCGUCCGGUUCGCCGUCUCCCGAUCUGAGUUAUGCAAAGAACGGUGUAGCCGUGUCGGCUGCAGGUCGAGUGUCGGUCGAGACAACCGACGCGGGUGCUCUCGACUUGACUAUCGAUGACAUACGAGCUUCGGAUAUGGGUGACUAUGUCUGUACGGCAAACAACGAUGCAGGCGCAGACUCGUCGAGGAUAGUAGUGGCUGUAGCAGACGGACCGAGAAUCGACAGACGGCCAGACGAUCCGGUUGAGUAUUCGGACGCGGGAAUGUCGGUUGCAGUCGGUCGUUCCUCUGUUACGGCGCAACCCGGUCGCCAACUUCGGCUCUUGUGCACGGCAGACGGCGAUCCACAGCCAACAGUCGAAUGGUCGCGUAAUGGAAGAGUAAUCAGCGACGGCGCCGGUGUCGAACAGUCAGACGGCGUGCUAACGUUUGACAGCUUCUCUGCAGACGAUGCCGACGCUUAUAGUUGUGUGGCUCGAAACAGCGGUGGUGAGGACCGUGAUACCAUACACGUAAUGGCACCGGUGGCUCCUGUUAUUCGUCGCUCUCCAAUGUCUCCUACUGAGCGUCCGUUGAUCGCCAAAGACGCAGCGUACGACAUCGGUCAGGUGGCAGAAGUAGUGGAAGGUUACUCGACGACCAUCUCUUGUUCUGCGUCCGGUACGCCGAGUCCGUCUCUACAAUGGAGACUUCCGUCCGGUCGCAGGCUGAAACCCGGCCAAUCUUACGACAGAGUAUCGGUAUCUGACGACGGACGGUUGCUUGUAGCAAACACUCGCCUGGACGACAGCGGCAAAUACCGUUGUAUUGCGAGUAACCCCGCUGGAAGAGAUCGAGUGAAGACUGAGCUGAGAGUGAUCCCUACGCCUACAUCGACGAUUAGCGUCGACUCGCCCGAGUCGCCUUCCGACGACGAUAUUUUGGUCGCCGAUUCGAGUACAGAGGUGACGCUGAGCUGUGACGUCGGUUCCCUGUCGGACGCGGACGCGGUGUGGACGCGAGACGGAACAGAGUUCGAUCGUGGCAAGAGUCGGGUGACGGUGACCGGUGGUGCGUCCGGUCACGAGUAUUCGUGUAUUGUCGCAAACGAGGCCGGCAGUGCAGCGGACGCCGUCAACAUUCGGGUUGCAGAUACGGGUAAGCCUUUUAUUAAACGAACACCGAAAGAACCGCCGUCUUCGCCUCGAAGCGAUUCUGUCAAUACGUCUGUCGGCCCCCCUGAUGUACAAGUUCGUCCCGGUCAGCAACUGACCAUUGCGUGUGGAGCAGAGGGCAGACCCGAUCCAGAAAUAGCGUGGGACGUGGACGGUCAGUCGAUCGUCACCGGUGGAAGGUACAACGUUGGCAGCGAUGGCAGUCUAGUUAUAUCGUCGGUGCAACGCGAAGACGAGGGCAGCUACACGUGCACGGCUACCAACACGAACGGUGACGACCGUGCAACCAUCGAUGUCGUAGUGCCGGAGUCUCCUGUUAUCGACGAAAGACGCACAGCAGAUCGGGAAGAUCCUCCUUCGGAUGGUCACUUGUCGUUCGAUCCAGGCGAAACCCCACGAGUUGUCAGUGGCAACGACGUCACAUUGAAGUGUCCCGUCUCGAGUCAUCCCAAAGCCAACGUUGUGUGGCGUUUCGUAGACGGCACAGAACUGGGCAUAGGAGAAACGAGCGGCAGAGCGACGGUGUCAGACGACGGCAGUCUAACCAUUAGCGACGCCCAACCGAGCGAUAGCGCGCUGUAUGAUUGCGUUGUGGCAAGCGUCGGAGGGACGGACCAAACAGACUUCGAUCUAGAUGUAGUCGCUCCCCCAGAAGUAAUCGAGCGUGCCGGCGACAACGUUACGAUAGACAACACGUUGGUGAGUCCUUCGGACGAAGACACCGUCAUCAGUCGGAGCGGUUCUGACGUCAGUAUGUCGUGCACUGCCGUCGGUUCGCCAUUGCCAACUAUCAGCUGGACACACGAGGGAACGGUCGUCAGUAGCAGCGAAUCGGUGUCCAUUGUCAGCAGUCAGACUGGCUCAGAGGCGACGAGUCGCUUGACUCUAUCCGGAGUGGACGUUUCGGACGCCGGAAGUUACAGCUGCGUUAGCAGCAACCCCGUGGGAUCGGAUUCGUCGUCUGUCGACAUCGAAGUUGCUCCUACCAACUCACCGGUGAUUGACCGACGGCCAGAUGAAGAGCCCAGUGUUAGCGCUCAAUCGGUCACUACGACUAUCGGUCGAUCCGACGUGUACGUCGGCGACGGACAAAACUUGCGCGUCAAAUGUACCGCCACUGGAAACCCGACGCCGACAGUGACUUGGGAGAAAGGAGGGAACGAAAUUGGGUCGACUGGAAGGGUGAGGGUUGAAGCCGAGGGCACUCUGAACGUCGACGAUUUCGAAGGCCGGGACGUCGGCGCGUACACUUGCGCGGCUACCAAUUCGCAGGGCACCGACAGACAAUCCAUAAGUGUUUCUAGAGCCGUUGAACCGGUAAUCCGUCGUCUUCCCGCACAACCGGACAGUCGGACCGUAGAAGACCAAGAUCAAACGUAUCGUGUCGGUCCAACGUGCGAGAAUGCCCGUGCGGUCGUCGGACGAACGGUUACGUUCCAGUGUCCGGUGUCGUCGAGUCCUCCAGCCGACGUCCGAUGGACGUUGCCUUCCGGUAGGGUGUUGAGACGCGAGGAGACGUCGAGAAGAAGUUCUGUAACAGACGACGGCAGUCUGCGUAUCAGAAACGUACAAGGUAUCGACGACGGUAUGUACUGGUGUCGUGCUUCGAACGUGGUGGGCGAAGAGUCAGAUUCGUGUAACUUGGUGGUGAUCGAACCUCCUCGUCCUGUCAACGAGACUGUGGUGAUGGUAAACGGAAUGCGAACGUACCCGUCGACAGACGGAGUAGUGAAAGUACAACGGGACUCGCCGUUUUCCAUAGCUUGCUCGUCCGCGGCUCGACCGAAGGCGGAAGCUUACUUUUUGAAAGACGGCGAAAUACAGCAGUCUGGUGGCAGAUACGACGUGACUGUGGCGGAUGACGGAUCUCAGAUUGAACUUGUGAGGAGGCGAGCUCGGACGCCCGACGUCGGUACCUAUUCGUGUGUAUUCGAGAAUCCGGGCGGAAGUACGUCCAGCCCUGUAGCUCUAGAUGUAGUAGAUGGAACGCCGACAAUCAUUCGACGACCGGACGUAGAACAAGAGGUCGACGGUAACAGGGUUACUGCUCAAAUCGGUAAUCCCGAUGUCAUCGGUGGCGAGGGGCAGACUGUACGUGUCGUGUGCGAUGCCGCGGGCUCGGGCGUAAACAUCGCGUGGUAUGGCCCGGACGGAAUGUCUGCUGGGUCUGGAAGCCCGCUUGUGAUACGAGAGUUUGAUGGUGACAAGGCCGGCAUGUACACGUGCGAGGCGACCAACAGAGGAGGAAAAGACACAGAAGCGAUAACCGCCGUUCUAGGAGAGAGUCCGAAGAUUAGCAGUCCCGAUCCCGUUGUGCCCGAAAGACCACUCCCAGACGAAGAUCGUGAAUAUCCCGUCGGGCAGAUCUCUGACGUCCGUCGUGAAAGGACAUUGACGUUGACGUGCUCAUCCGUUGGGAUACCACCCGGAGACAUCUCGUGGACUCUUCCUUCGGGCACGAGUCUUCGUAUAGGAGAGUCAGAAGGGCAAGUCAGCGUUAACGACAACGGUGACUUGACGAUCCGUGAUUCUCGGGACGAAGACGUCGGACAAUACACUUGUACGGCAAUAAACAGUUUGGGCGCUGUGGGUAGAUCGAGCAAAGUCAACGUAUACGUUCCUCCAACGACCGACUUGGACACCGCUCAAGUGGACGGUCAACCGGUGUUUCCGUCACCCUCGACGGGAUCCGUAGACGUGCCUCCCGGUUCGCGGUUAUCACUAGAGUGUGAAACGUUUGGCGUGCCGAACCCGACAACAACGUGGUUACGAAAUGAAAUGCCCAUCACGCCCGGUGGUCGAUUCUCCAUCGGAGGAAGGAGCAAUUUAGAUGGUGUCUCCGUCAGCAUGCUGGAAGUGACGAACAUGGGUAAAAAUGACACGGGCGUUUACACUUGCCUUGCAUCUUCAGAAGCAGGCACGAGUAGCAAGGGAACGCUCAUUACGGUUGUCGGUCGAGGCUCACCGAUUAUUGUCAGACGCCCAGAGGAGAAUCCCGUCGUCACUGAUGACUCCGUACAGGCUGUCAUCGGGAGACGACGAGUUGUGGUCGGAUCGGGGAAGACCUUGAACGUAGACUGCACCGCAAAUGGUUCUCCGGAUCCGACCAUAUCUUGGUAUAAAGAUGAUGCUUUCGUGGGUGACAGCGGUAGAGUCCGUGCAUUGGCUAACGGCACGUUGGUGGUGUCGAGGUUUAGUGCGUCUGAUCGAGGUACUUACAAAUGCGAGGCGAAAAAUAGCGCUGGAAGAGACUCCGAAAUCGCGAUUGUGGACGAAGCUUCACCGCCUCGUCUCGUUGCUCCUCCCCCUGGAGACGAAGAGCAAGAAAUCGUCGACGGUGAUUUGGUGUAUACGGUCGGCAGCAUGGCUAUCGGAAUGGCCGGUAGACGCGUAACGCUACAGUGUCAAGAUCGAACAGGGAGACCACCUUCGAACAUCAGCUGGACGUUGCCGUCUGGACAAACUCUGGAACCGGGACAGUCCGUUACGGAUCCGUCUGCAGUCAGCGUGGACAGAGACCGUUCCAGCUUGACUAUUACGUCUGCUUCCAGUGCCAGCGACGGUAGUUACACGUGUCGAGCCAAGAACGUUGCAGGCACAGACGAUGCUGCGUCGACAGUCUCUAUCUAUUCUCGCCCUGUCGUGACCGUGAAGCCAGCGGAUACCGUCGAGAUCAACGACAAUCCAGUUCCGACCGGUCCGAUCGAAGCGAAAGCUGGAGACAAGGUUUCAUUCCAGUGUGAGGCAAGCGCUACACCGCAGCCGACGAUUGCCUGGUACAAGAACGGUGCUCGAGUCGUAGAGAGCAGUCGCGUCGUGGUCAGUGACAACGGAAAUCGUCUCACUGUCAACAAAUUCGAAGACGGCGACGCUGGCGUCUAUAGUUGCUCGGCUGGUAACGCUGCAGGACAGACCAUUUCGGCUGUAGGCGUUCAAGCUCGCGUUCCAUCGACAGUUGCAACGACAUUUCCAUCGACAGCUGAACCGACCGUUCCAUCGACAGUUGCAACGACAUUUCCAUCGACAGCUGAACCGACCGUUUCAUCGACAGUUCCACCAACAGCUGUAGAAAUCAUACGGAGGGUGGAUCCUCCUGUCGUGUCUGACAGGACAAUCUCUGCUUCAGUUGGCUACGCAGAGCCCGUCGAACCUGUACUACGCUGGAACGUCCGUAUUGACUGUGCGGCCAAGAACGCCGAUACGAUUCGUUGGAUCGGUCCGGACGGUGUUCUGACAUCAAAAGGAAGACGAAGAGUACUCUCUAACGGCACUUUGGUCAUCGAUGGGAUUCCUCGUGGUUAUGCUGGUGUCUACCGCUGUGUUGCUAACGACGCGCAGGGAGGGCAGGACGAGGAGGCGAUAACGCUGAGGAUCCUGAAACCGCCCACGUUAGAAGAGGUUAAACCAGUCGUAGCGGUCAGACCCAUUCCAGACGACGACCGGGUGUUUACUGCAGGACAGAGAGCUGAAGUCGUCGAGGGUCGAUCUGUAGUUGUCAACUUCACUGUGACCGAUCGAGAACCCGACGAGUAUUCAGUGAAAUGGAAGCUGCCAGACGGCUCGUUCCUUAGGCCCGGAGACAAAAAGGACAACGUCGAGGUGUCCGCCGACACCCGUUUUCUCACCGUUUCCAAUACUCAACCAUCAGAUAUCGGAGACUAUAAAGUGGUGGUCACUAACGAGGCCGGUUCGAACGAAGCUUCUGCAAGACUGCAGGUUUUCACACCGCCGACAGUGGAGUCGGACAUCGAGGAUGGCGUGCAAGUGAACAACGCGCCCGUAACUUCAGACGAAGGUGUCUUCCGAGCAGACGAGGGAGACAGCAUGUCGUUUCAGUUUACAACAAAAGGAAGUCCUGCACCGAAUGUUGUCUGGAAGAAAGGAACCGAUGUCAUAGAGCCCAGUGACGACGUUUUUAUUGAAACAACCAAAGGUCGAGAUGAAACCACAAGCAGCCUUAUACUGCGGAAUGUAAAAUCGACCGACUCGGGUACUUACAGCGCAGAGGGUGACAACGGAGAGGGUACCGUGGCUCGUUCUUCGGUUGACGUCAGUGUGAGAUCUCAAGAAGCGGUCAAGAUCAUCAGAGCACCAGCAAACACUCGGCCUACUGUGACUUCGGCGUCUGUAAGCGCUACCAUCGGACAGGACGACGUGCUCGUUCUUCCAAACCAGAGACUGGAAAUCGAUUGUGCAGCGGCCGGUAGUCCUACGCCCACGGUUACGUGGACAAAAGACUCAAGUUCCCUACCCAGGGGAGCGCAAGCGAGUUCUACUGGGCAACUACAGAUUGCCGACUUUGUGCCUAAUCGUCACCAAGGGACAUACACCUGCUCAGCAGACAACACGGUCACUUCAGAUAGACAAGACAUCGACGUCGCUGCUCCUGUGAGACCUCGUAUCGUGGCAAGAACUGAACCAACUCCUCAACCUGGUCGACUUCCUGACGCAGAUGUGACGAGCUACGCUGGUCAUACUAUCAAGAUGGUAGAAGGACGUCGACUUACCAUCGACGUCGAAGCUACGGGAACGCCGACGCCCACCAUCAGAUGGCGACUUCCGUCAGGAGAUAGAAUCGGACGCGGGCAGUCAGUAGGACGCGCUUCCGUUCUAGCCAACGACAGCCUCGUGAUCACCGACACUCAACCGUCCGAUAGCGGAUCUUACAGACCCAUAGCAUCCAAUGCUGCUGGACUGGCGAAGGUGAAGGGUAAAGUGACCGUAGUAGGAUUUCCUAAAGUAGUGAGCGAAGUCAGUGAUAACACUCGUCUGGGUACCGACCUCCUUUCUCCCACAACUGGUGGCGACUUUCUGGUGCCGUCAGGAGGCACGCUAGUUAUGGAGGGAUCGAUUAGUGGUGUCGAGUCUGUUCAAUGGAGAAAAGACGGCCGUCCCUUGGCAGAAGAUAACAGAAUUACCCAACAGGUGACUCAGAGCGGUGGCAGUCGAUUGAUCGUCGGCAACGUACGACAGUCCGAUUCCGGCACGUAUUCGCUGUAUGGAGAAAACGAUGCCGGAAUAGCAGAAACGUCUGCUGAUAUUGUUGUGCAAGGUGCUAGUGCUCCCAUUAUCCAGCGUAUGCCAUCCACACCGUCCACAGUUACCGACGAUAGUAUCGAAGUGACGGUCGGUCGACGAGAGGUGAUGGUUCCGCGAGGAAUGACGUUAGGAAUUCGAGGAUGGGCGACCGGCGACCCAUCGCCAUCUUACGGAUGGUUGAAAGACGGGUCGCCCGUGAGUGAUGGAGGCAAAUUCGGUAUCGAUCCUAGUGGAAUGUUACAGGUCAGAAACGUUGGUCCCGGUGAAGCCGGUCGUUACACGUUGGUGGCAACGAACUCGGCCGGAGAAGACCGCGAAUCCAUCGACGUCGUUCUUCCGGUGCGGCCCGCCAUAGAGCCCGCCGCGACGGUGAGUCCCGUCCGACCCUUGCCCGACACCGACAGAUCGUACGUCGUCACUCAGGACGCCGAGGUAAUGGAAGGUCGCAGCGUAAGUAUAUCGGCAACGGCGACGGGUCGCCCGGCACCCGGAAUGACAUGGAGACUACCGUCAGGAAGAAGGAUUGCUUCCGGAAGGUCGUACGACCGAUUUCGAGUAACCGACGACGGCACAUUAGUAAUCGACGACACCCGACGACAAGACGAGGGAAUUUACAGAGCGAUUGCAAAGAACAUUGCCGGUCUGGCAAAAGCCAAGUCGAGAUUGAGAGUCUUCGUACCGCCGUCAUUGGAUAGACCGUUGGAUCAGUCCGUUUCGGUCGGUGACAGACCCGUGCUACCGUCUCGAUCACAGCGUACCGUAUCCGCGGUGUUCGGAGAGCCAUUCUCGAUUACCGCAUCGGUUCGAGGAGUUCCUCAGCCAGAGAUAUCUUGGUCUCACAACGGCGAGGUCAUCUCUCCCACCGAUAGGGUUUCGACGACGACGACGACCGUCGGAGACAGAACCGUCAGUACGCUCACCGUCAGCACAGCGGAAAGCGACGAUGCCGGAAUGUAUGCAGUGCAGGUUAAUGGAGAUUCGGGAUCGACUUCGGACUCCGUCGACGUGUCGGUGCAGGCGAGUGGUGCACCCGUGAUCAAUCGAGUUCCAGACAGGGAAGACGUCGUAUCGGAUUCGACGAUCGGCAGUGUCAUCGGCAGACCGAACUUACGCGUUCUGCCCGGCGAGACGGCGGAGGUGGCGUGCACGGCUAAGGGUAGUCCCAAUCCAACGAUAUCGUGGAAUCGCAAUGGAGAAUCGAUCGGUGAGAGCGGUCGAGCUCGUGUACUUGCUAACGGCGUGUUGCAAGUGACCGACUUACAAGAAGCCGAGACGUAUACGUGCGUGGCAAGCAACGAUUACGGAGACGACCGAGAAACGAUGACGCUCGAGCCGGCAGAGGCUCCUCGAUUCGAUCGUCUCUAUCCAGCAGGAGUGUCAUUGAACGUUGGCAAAGGCAACGACCUCGACGUUGACGUUUCGUAUAGUGGCAAUCCACGUCCCGAUGUCAUUUGGAGCUUGCCCAGCGGGAGAAGGCUGCGUGUUGGCGAAACGUACGGAAGAUUCAGCGUGUCAGACGGCGGCUCGCUUCGUAUAAACGAUUCCGAAGCGGCCGAUUCUGGAUCGUACCGAGCCAUCGCCGUUAAUCGUGCAGGUCAAGACGAGACGGAUACACUCGUUCGUGUAGUGGAACCGGUCGACGUCGUAUCGCCGGCUGACGAGAACGUUUUCGUCGACCAAAUUCGCCAAUUACCGACAUCGGAGGGUCCGUACUCAGUGCGCGAAGACUCGACUCUGUCCAUUGCAUGCGGUUUCAACGGCGUGGCGAGUGAAGACGUAACGUGGAAGCGCGACGGAUCAGCAAUACCACUGACGAGCGACGAUAGGCUAAGCGUAACGAGUAGUCGAAGCGGCAGUAAAUUGACGGUAAGUAACGUGAAGGCGGCAGACGGCGGACAAUACGUGUGUCAAGGACGUCGAGACGGGCAAGAAGCGUCGUCUUCUGUAGAUAUCACAGUUGCUGCUCCCGAUGAACCGCUCAUAAAUCGGCGCGCCGACGUAAAAGAAAAGGAAGCACCGGGUGAUGUGUCCGUGAGUGUAGCCGAACCCGAGGUGUUUGUGCGAGCUGGAGAAAAGUUGUCUGUCAAAUGCAAUGCCACCGGAACUCCGACGCCAUCCAUUAGCUGGCAGAAGGACGGAUCGAAUGUGAUAUCCAACACACGAGCGAACAUCCGUUCGGACGGUACUCUACAGAUUAGUGAGUUGGAAAGAGACGACGUGGGAUCUUACGCUUGCACGGCAACGAGUGGCUCGAAUACGGAUUCUCAGCAAAUUCAAGUGUCUCUGUUAGAACGACCGUCAGUCGCAGAUCCUCCAUCCCGAACACCGGAAAGGCCUCUGCCAGACAGAGACGUGUCGUACGUUGCCGGUCAAACGUCGGAGGUCGUCGAAGGACGGACCGUUAGAGUGACGGUUCCUAUUCUUGGAGAACCGACUCCGCGCGUGACUUGGACUCUACCGUCUGGGCAGCGUCUGCAGCCCGGCGAAAGGUCCGAUCGCUUCACAGUUACAGACGACGGUUCGUUGCAAAUAGAAGAUAGUCAGACUGACGAUUCGGGAGACUAUCGAGUGACUGCGAGCAAUGCAGCAGGAGAGACGUCUGUUGUGACGCCUGUGUCAGUAUUCGCUCCGCCGUCCAUCACCAGAGAAGUCGAAGACAACGUGUCCGAAAGGGAUGCGACCGGACGAGAUACGCCCGUACUACCGUCUUCCGAUGGAACGAUCAAAAUAGAGAGAGGAAACAGUCUGGUCAUGGAAGGUGCGGCGAGCGGUCGGCCGCCUCCGAGUGUCAGGUUCUUGAAGGACGGCGAGACCAUUUCGGCCGGCGAUCGGUAUUCUCUCGAUCGAACUCCCGACGGCGGUCUCCGUCUCACUGUGGCCGACGUCGAACCCGACGACAGCGGAGAAUACACAUUCGUGGCUCAGAACGAAGGAGGCGUAACGAGCUCGUCUCAACAGAUCUCCGUAUCAGCGACUUCUGACGCUCCAGUUCUCAACAGAAGAAGAGGAGGGAGACCUCAGAUAUCAGGACGAGACAUCACAGCAACCGUGGGAGAAACGGCCAAAAUUGAAGCAAAGGAGAGAGGAGACGUGACGCUGCAGUGCAGUGCUCGCGGCGCAGAGCCUAUUACAUUCUCUUGGAUGAGGAACGAUCAGCCGGUGAGCAGCGGCGGCCGCACGACAAUCACUUCGGACUCUUCGAGCAGCUCUUUAGAAAUCGACGAAUUUGCCAGACGUUUCGAGGGCACGUACUCGUGUCGAGCCAGCAACAGCGACGGCGCAGACUCUGAAUCGAUCGACGUAGCUUUGGACUCUCCGGUGCGGCCGACGAUCGUUCAACCUGCAGAUAAAUCUGCACCAUCUCCCGUUCCUAGAGGAGACGUGACCUACUCGGCCGGUCAACAAGCCGUGGUGGUGCAAGGCAGAAACGUGAGGAUAGGCGUGUCUGCUUACGGUCGACCGACUCCGACCAUCAGUUGGAGAAUCCCCAACGGAAAGAGACUAGGACCGGGCCAGUCGAGCGGUCGAGUUCGUGUUCUCGACGACGAUACACUGGUGAUAGACAAUGCGCAAGUCGAAGACGAAGGAGCGUACAGACCUAUUGCAAGCAAUAUCGCUGGGUUGGCUAAAAUCAAGUCGAGACUCAGUGUCAUCGUGCCUCCGCGUUUGUCGGAGACCAUCGGAGACCACGUCGUCGUGGAUGGACAAGACGUGUCGGCUAAUAAGUACGGCACCGUGCGUGUAGAACCCGGUUCGUCGUUUUCGGUUAGCUGUUCUGCACGUGGGGUACCCAAACCCAAUUUGAGAUUCGUUAGAGGAGAUGACUUGAUCAGCAGUGGAGGACGGUAUUCGAUCGAGAGCAAUGGCGAGAGAUCGACGUUGACGGUCGAUAUGGUAGAGGACGACGACAGAGGAUCAUAUUCGUGCAUUGCCGAGAACAGUGGUGGUGCAACGUCGUCUACUGUUGAAAUAGAAACCAUUCGUUCGGGUAGUCCCGUCAUCCAGAGGAGACCGGAUGUCGAACCGGUCGUGACCGAGGAAGGCGUCAGUUCUGUGAUCGGCCGUCCUGACGUAUUGGCAUCACGCGGACAGACUCUCACGUUGGCGUGCUCAGCGGAGGGAUCUCCCGAUCCGACCAUCAGCUGGUACAGGAACAAGGGCCAAAUAGGCGACAACGAUCAUUUCGAAGUGACCGACGGUCGACUGACGAUCAAGAAAGUAGGCAGACGCGACGAGGGAGAUUUUGAAUGUCGAGCCGUCAAUACGGCAGGACAAGACAGGGAGACGGUGAAUGUUCGAUUGGCGGAGCGACCUGUGAUCGAGCGGCGGAGGCCGAUGAAGGAAGAAAGGCCGAUUUCCGAUGCCGACCGUCGUUUCUUUCCGGGACAGGCUGGCGAUAUUCUGCGGGGACGAGACGCGACGCUGAGUGGUCAAGUAUCGGGUCGGCCAAGACCGACGGUGACGUGGCGUCUACCGUCUGGGAGGCAACUGAGACGAGGCGAAUCGGAUGGCAGAGUGACGGUGCUAAACAAUGACGAUCUGAAGAUAGAGAAUGCCCAACCGGAAGACGCCGGGAACUACCGUAUCGUCGCUAGCAACAGUGCGGGUGUAGAUAAAGUAGACAUUCCUGUGACAGUAUCGGACCAGCCGCAGAUGACGACGAGGCUGACCGACACGGCAACAAUAGAUGGUGAAAAGGCGUUUCCGGAUAAGGACGGGAGACUUCGCGUAAAUCCCGGAAGUUCGGUGUCGAUGAGCUGCUCGGCGUCCGGUUCGCCGUCUCCCGAUCUGAGUUAUGCAAAGAACGGUGUAGCCGUGUCGGCUGCAGGUCGAGUGUCGGUCGAGACAACCGACGCGGGUGCUCUCGACUUGACUAUCGAUGACAUACGAGCUUCGGAUAUGGGUGACUAUGUCUGUACGGCAAACAACGAUGCAGGCGCAGACUCGUCGAGGAUAGUAGUGGCUGUAGCAGACGGACCGAGAAUCGACAGACGGCCAGACGAUCCGGUUGAGUAUUCGGACGCGGGAAUGUCGGUUGCAGUCGGUCGUUCCUCUGUUACGGCGCAACCCGGUCGCCAACUUCGGCUCUUGUGCACGGCAGACGGCGAUCCACAGCCAACAGUCGAAUGGUCGCGUAAUGGAAGAGUAAUCAGCGACGGCGCCGGUGUCGAACAGUCAGACGGCGUGCUAACGUUUGACAGCUUCUCUGCAGACGAUGCCGACGCUUAUAGUUGUGUGGCUCGAAACAGCGGUGGUGAGGACCGUGAUACCAUACACGUAAUGGCACCGGUGGCUCCUGUUAUUCGUCGCUCUCCAAUGUCUCCUACUGAGCGUCCGUUGAUCGCCAAAGACGCAGCGUACGACAUCGGUCAGGUGGCAGAAGUAGUGGAAGGUUACUCGACGACCAUCUCUUGUUCUGCGUCCGGUACGCCGAGUCCGUCUCUACAAUGGAGACUUCCGUCCGGUCGCAGGCUGAAACCCGGCCAAUCUUACGACAGAGUAUCGGUAUCUGACGACGGACGGUUGCUUGUAGCAAACACUCGCCUGGACGACAGCGGCAAAUACCGUUGUAUUGCGAGUAACCCCGCUGGAAGAGAUCGAGUGAAGACUGAGCUGAGAGUGAUCCCUACGCCUACAUCGACGAUUAGCGUCGACUCGCCCGAGUCGCCUUCCGACGACGAUAUUUUGGUCGCCGAUUCGAGUACAGAGGUGACGCUGAGCUGUGACGUCGGUUCCCUGUCGGACGCGGACGCGGUGUGGACGCGAGACGGAACAGAGUUCGAUCGUGGCAAGAGUCGGGUGACGGUGACCGGUGGUGCGUCCGGUCACGAGUAUUCGUGUAUUGUCGCAAACGAGGCCGGCAGUGCAGCGGACGCCGUCAACAUUCGGGUUGCAGAUACGGGUAAGCCUUUUAUUAAACGAACACCGAAAGAACCGCCGUCUUCGCCUCGAAGCGAUUCUGUCAAUACGUCUGUCGGCCCCCCUGAUGUACAAGUUCGUCCCGGUCAGCAACUGACCAUUGCGUGUGGAGCAGAGGGCAGACCCGAUCCAGAAAUAGCGUGGGACGUGGACGGUCAGUCGAUCGUCACCGGUGGAAGGUACAACGUUGGCAGCGAUGGCAGUCUAGUUAUAUCGUCGGUGCAACGCGAAGACGAGGGCAGCUACACGUGCACGGCUACCAACACGAACGGUGACGACCGUGCAACCAUCGAUGUCGUAGUGCCGGAGUCUCCUGUUAUCGACGAAAGACGCACAGCAGAUCGGGAAGAUCCUCCUUCGGAUGGUCACUUGUCGUUCGAUCCAGGCGAAACCCCACGAGUUGUCAGUGGCAACGACGUCACAUUGAAGUGUCCCGUCUCGAGUCAUCCCAAAGCCAACGUUGUGUGGCGUUUCGUAGACGGCACAGAACUGGGCAUAGGAGAAACGAGCGGCAGAGCGACGGUGUCAGACGACGGCAGUCUAACCAUUAGCGACGCCCAACCGAGCGAUAGCGCGCUGUAUGAUUGCGUUGUGGCAAGCGUCGGAGGGACGGACCAAACAGACUUCGAUCUAGAUGUAGUCGCUCCCCCAGAAGUAAUCGAGCGUGCCGGCGACAACGUUACGAUAGACAACACGUUGGUGAGUCCUUCGGACGAAGACACCGUCAUCAGUCGGAGCGGUUCUGACGUCAGUAUGUCGUGCACUGCCGUCGGUUCGCCAUUGCCAACUAUCAGCUGGACACACGAGGGAACGGUCGUCAGUAGCAGCGAAUCGGUGUCCAUUGUCAGCAGUCAGACUGGCUCAGAGGCGACGAGUCGCUUGACUCUAUCCGGAGUGGACGUUUCGGACGCCGGAAGUUACAGCUGCGUUAGCAGCAACCCCGUGGGAUCGGAUUCGUCGUCUGUCGACAUCGAAGUUGCUCCUACCAACUCACCGGUGAUUGACCGACGGCCAGAUGAAGAGCCCAGUGUUAGCGCUCAAUCGGUCACUACGACUAUCGGUCGAUCCGACGUGUACGUCGGCGACGGACAAAACUUGCGCGUCAAAUGUACCGCCACUGGAAACCCGACGCCGACAGUGACUUGGGAGAAAGGAGGGAACGAAAUUGGGUCGACUGGAAGGGUGAGGGUUGAAGCCGAGGGCACUCUGAACGUCGACGAUUUCGAAGGCCGGGACGUCGGCGCGUACACUUGCGCGGCUACCAAUUCGCAGGGCAUCGACAGACAAUCCAUAAGUGUUUCUAGAGCCGUUGAACCGGUAAUCCGUCGUCUUCCCGCACAACCGGACAGUCGGACCGUAGAAGACCAAGAUCAAACGUAUCGUGUCGGUCCAACGUGCGAGAAUGCCCGUGCGGUCGUCGGACGAACGGUUACGUUCCAGUGUCCGGUGUCGUCGAGUCCUCCAGCCGACGUCCGAUGGACGUUGCCUUCCGGUAGGGUGUUGAGACGCGAGGAGACGUCGGGAAGAAGUUCUGUAACAGACGACGGCAGUCUGCGUAUCAGAAACGUACAAGGUAUCGACGACGGUAUGUACUGGUGUCGUGCUUCGAACGUGGUGGGCGAAGAGUCAGAUUCGUGUAACUUGGUGGUGAUCGAACCUCCUCGUCCUGUCAACGAGACUGUGGUGAUGGUAAACGGAAUGCGAACGUACCCGUCGACAGACGGAGUAGUGAAAGUACAACGGGACUCGCCGUUUUCCAUAGCUUGCUCGUCCGCGGCUCGACCGAAGGCGGAAGCUUACUUUUUGAAAGACGGCGAAAUACAGCAGUCUGGUGGCAGAUACGACGUGACUGUGGCGGAUGACGGAUCUCAGAUUGAACUUGUGAGGAGGCGAGCUCGGACGCCCGACGUCGGUACCUAUUCGUGUGUAUUCGAGAAUCCGGGCGGAAGUACGUCCAGCCCUGUAGCUCUAGAUGUAGUAGAUGGAACGCCGACAAUCAUUCGACGACCGGACGUAGAACAAGAGGUCGACGGUAACAGGGUUACUGCUCAAAUCGGUAAUCCCGAUGUCAUCGGUGGCGAGGGGCAGACUGUACGUGUCGUGUGCGAUGCCGCGGGCUCGGGCGUAAACAUCGCGUGGUAUGGCCCGGACGGAAUGUCUGCUGGGUCUGGAAGCCCGCUUGUGAUACGAGAGUUUGAUGGUGACAAGGCCGGCAUGUACACGUGCGAGGCGACCAACAGAGGAGGAAAAGACACAGAAGCGAUAACCGCCGUUCUAGGAGAGAGUCCGAAGAUUAGCAGUCCCGAUCCCGUUGUGCCCGAAAGACCACUCCCAGACGAAGAUCGUGAAUAUCCCGUCGGGCAGAUCUCUGACGUCCGUCGUGAAAGGACAUUGACGUUGACGUGCUCAUCCGUUGGGAUACCACCCGGAGACAUCUCGUGGACUCUUCCUUCGGGCACGAGUCUUCGUAUAGGAGAGUCAGAAGGGCAAGUCAGCGUUAACGACAACGGUGACUUGACGAUCCGUGAUUCUCGGGACGAAGACGUCGGACAAUACACUUGUACGGCAAUAAACAGUUUGGGCGCUGUGGGUAGAUCGAGCAAAGUCAACGUAUACGUUCCUCCAACGACCGACUUGGACACCGCUCAAGUGGACGGUCAACCGGUGUUUCCGUCACCCUCGACGGGAUCCGUAGACGUGCCUCCCGGUUCGCGGUUAUCACUAGAGUGUGAAACGUUUGGCGUGCCGAACCCGACAACAACGUGGUUACGAAAUGAAAUGCCCAUCACGCCCGGUGGUCGAUUCUCCAUCGGAGGAAGGAGCAAUUUAGAUGGUGUCUCCGUCAGCAUGCUGGAAGUGACGAACAUGGGUAAAAAUGACACGGGCGUUUACACUUGCCUUGCAUCUUCAGAAGCAGGCACGAGUAGCAAGGGAACGCUCAUUACGGUUGUCGGUCGAGGCUCACCGAUUAUUGUCAGACGCCCAGAGGAGAAUCCCGUCGUCACUGAUGACUCCGUACAGGCUGUCAUCGGGAGACGACGAGUUGUGGUCGGAUCGGGGAAGACCUUGAACGUAGACUGCACCGCAAAUGGUUCUCCGGAUCCGACCAUAUCUUGGUAUAAAGAUGAUGCUUUCGUGGGUGACAGCGGUAGAGUCCGUGCAUUGGCUAACGGCACGUUGGUGGUGUCGAGGUUUAGUGCGUCUGAUCGAGGUACUUACAAAUGCGAGGCGAAAAAUAGCGCUGGAAGAGACUCCGAAAUCGCGAUUGUGGACGAAGCUUCACCGCCUCGUCUCGUUGCUCCUCCCCCUGGAGACGAAGAGCAAGAAAUCGUCGACGGUGAUUUGGUGUAUACGGUCGGCAGCAUGGCUAUCGGAAUGGCCGGUAGACGCGUAACGCUACAGUGUCAAGAUCGAACAGGGAGACCACCUUCGAACAUCAGCUGGACGUUGCCGUCUGGACAAACUCUGGAACCGGGACAGUCCGUUACGGAUCCGUCUGCAGUCAGCGUGGACAGAGACCGUUCCAGCUUGACUAUUACGUCUGCUUCCAGUGCCAGCGACGGUAGUUACACGUGUCGAGCCAAGAACGUUGCAGGCACAGACGAUGCUGCGUCGACAGUCUCUAUCUAUUCUCGCCCUGUCGUGACCGUGAAGCCAGCGGAUACCGUCGAGAUCAACGACAAUCCAGUUCCGACCGGUCCGAUCGAAGCGAAAGCUGGAGACAAGGUUUCAUUCCAGUGUGAGGCAAGCGCUACACCGCAGCCGACGAUUGCCUGGUACAAGAACGGUGCUCGAGUCGUAGAGAGCAGUCGCGUCGUGGUCAGUGACAACGGAAAUCGUCUCACUGUCAACAAAUUCGAAGACGGCGACGCUGGCGUCUAUAGUUGCUCGGCUGGUAACGCUGCAGGACAGACCAUUUCGGCUGUAGGCGUUCAAGCUCGCGUUCCAUCGACAGUUGCAACGACAUUUCCAUCGACAGCUGAACCGACCGUUCCAUCGACAGUUGCAACGACAUUUCCAUCGACAGCUGAACCGACCGUUUCAUCGACAGUUCCACCAACAGCUGUAGAAAUCAUACGGAGGGUGGAUCCUCCUGUCGUGUCUGACAGGACAAUCUCUGCUUCAGUUGGCUACGCAGAGCCCGUCGAACCUGUACUACGCUGGAACGUCCGUAUUGACUGUGCGGCCAAGAACGCCGAUACGAUUCGUUGGAUCGGUCCGGACGGUGUUCUGACAUCAAAAGGAAGACGAAGAGUACUCUCUAACGGCACUUUGGUCAUCGAUGGGAUUCCUCGUGGUUAUGCUGGUGUCUACCGCUGUGUUGCUAACGACGCGCAGGGAGGGCAGGACGAGGAGGCGAUAACGCUGAGGAUCCUGAAACCGCCCACGUUAGAAGAGGUUAAACCAGUCGUAGCGGUCAGACCCAUUCCAGACGACGACCGGGUGUUUACUGCAGGACAGAGAGCUGAAGUCGUCGAGGGUCGAUCUGUAGUUGUCAACUUCACUGUGACCGAUCGAGAACCCGACGAGUAUUCAGUGAAAUGGAAGCUGCCAGACGGCUCGUUCCUUAGGCCCGGAGACAAAAAGGACAACGUCGAGGUGUCCGCCGACACCCGUUUUCUCACCGUUUCCAAUACUCAACCAUCAGAUAUCGGAGACUAUAAAGUGGUGGUCACUAACGAGGCCGGUUCGAACGAAGCUUCUGCAAGACUGCAGGUUUUCACACCGCCGACAGUGGAGUCGGACAUCGAGGAUGGCGUGCAAGUGAACAACGCGCCCGUAACUUCAGACGAAGGUGUCUUCCGAGCAGACGAGGGAGACAGCAUGUCGUUUCAGUUUACAACAAAAGGAAGUCCUGCACCGAAUGUUGUCUGGAAGAAAGGAACCGAUGUCAUAGAGCCCAGUGACGACGUUUUUAUUGAAACAACCAAAGGUCGAGAUGAAACCACAAGCAGCCUUAUACUGCGGAAUGUAAAAUCGACCGACUCGGGUACUUACAGCGCAGAGGGUGACAACGGAGAGGGUACCGUGGCUCGUUCUUCGGUUGACGUCAGUGUGAGAUCUCAAGAAGCGGUCAAGAUCAUCAGAGCACCAGCAAACACUCGGCCUACUGUGACUUCGGCGUCUGUAAGCGCUACCAUCGGACAGGACGACGUGCUCGUUCUUCCAAACCAGAGACUGGAAAUCGAUUGUGCAGCGGCCGGUAGUCCUACGCCCACGGUUACGUGGACAAAAGACUCAAGUUCCCUACCCAGGGGAGCGCAAGCGAGUUCUACUGGGCAACUACAGAUUGCCGACUUUGUGCCUAAUCGUCACCAAGGGACAUACACCUGCUCAGCAGACAACACGGUCACUUCAGAUAGACAAGACAUCGACGUCGCUGCUCCUGUGAGACCUCGUAUCGUGGCAAGAACUGAACCAACUCCUCAACCUGGUCGACUUCCUGACGCAGAUGUGACGAGCUACGCUGGUCAUACUAUCAAGAUGGUAGAAGGACGUCGACUUACCAUCGACGUCGAAGCUACGGGAACGCCGACGCCCACCAUCAGAUGGCGACUUCCGUCAGGAGAUAGAAUCGGACGCGGGCAGUCAGUAGGACGCGCUUCCGUUCUAGCCAACGACAGCCUCGUGAUCACCGACACUCAACCGUCCGAUAGCGGAUCUUACAGACCCAUAGCAUCCAAUGCUGCUGGACUGGCGAAGGUGAAGGGUAAAGUGACCGUAGUAGGAUUUCCUAAAGUAGUGAGCGAAGUCAGUGAUAACACUCGUCUGGGUACCGACCUCCUUUCUCCCACAACUGGUGGCGACUUUCUGGUGCCGUCAGGAGGCACGCUAGUUAUGGAGGGAUCGAUUAGUGGUGUCGAGUCUGUUCAAUGGAGAAAAGACGGCCGUCCCUUGGCAGAAGAUAACAGAAUUACCCAACAGGUGACUCAGAGCGGUGGCAGUCGAUUGAUCGUCGGCAACGUACGACAGUCCGAUUCCGGCACGUAUUCGCUGUAUGGAGAAAACGAUGCCGGAAUAGCAGAAACGUCUGCUGAUAUUGUUGUGCAAGGUGCUAGUGCUCCCAUUAUCCAGCGUAUGCCAUCCACACCGUCCACAGUUACCGACGAUAGUAUCGAAGUGACGGUCGGUCGACGAGAGGUGAUGGUUCCGCGAGGAAUGACGUUAGGAAUUCGAGGAUGGGCGACCGGCGACCCAUCGCCAUCUUACGGAUGGUUGAAAGACGGGUCGCCCGUGAGUGAUGGAGGCAAAUUCGGUAUCGAUCCUAGUGGAAUGUUACAGGUCAGAAACGUUGGUCCCGGUGAAGCCGGUCGUUACACGUUGGUGGCAACGAACUCGGCCGGAGAAGACCGCGAAUCCAUCGACGUCGUUCUUCCGGUGCGGCCCGCCAUAGAACCCGCCGCGACGGUGAGUCCCGUCCGACCCUUGCCCGACACCGACAGAUCGUACGUCGUCACUCAGGACGCCGAGGUAAUGGAAGGUCGCAGCGUAAGUAUAUCGGCAACGGCGACGGGUCGCCCGGCACCCGGAAUGACAUGGAGACUACCGUCAGGAAGAAGGAUUGCUUCCGGAAGGUCGUACGACCGAUUUCGAGUAACCGACGACGGCACAUUAGUAAUCGACGACACCCGACGACAAGACGAGGGAAUUUACAGAGCGAUUGCAAAGAACAUUGCCGGUCUGGCAAAAGCCAAGUCGAGAUUGAGAGUCUUCGUACCGCCGUCAUUGGAUAGACCGUUGGAUCAGUCCGUUUCGGUCGGUGACAGACCCGUGCUACCGUCUCGAUCACAGCGUACCGUAUCCGCGGUGUUCGGAGAGCCAUUCUCGAUUACCGCAUCGGUUCGAGGAGUUCCUCAGCCAGAGAUAUCUUGGUCUCACAACGGCGAGGUCAUCUCUCCCACCGAUAGGGUUUCGACGACGACGACGACCGUCGGAGACAGAACCGUCAGUACGCUCACCGUCAGCACAGCGGAAAGCGACGAUGCCGGAAUGUAUGCAGUGCAGGUUAAUGGAGAUUCGGGAUCGACUUCGGACUCCGUCGACGUGUCGGUGCAGGCGAGUGGUGCACCCGUGAUCAAUCGAGUUCCAGACAGGGAAGACGUCGUAUCGGAUUCGACGAUCGGCAGUGUCAUCGGCAGACCGAACUUACGCGUUCUGCCCGGCGAGACGGCGGAGGUGGCGUGCACGGCUAAGGGUAGUCCCAAUCCAACGAUAUCGUGGAAUCGCAAUGGAGAAUCGAUCGGUGAGAGCGGUCGAGCUCGUGUACUUGCUAACGGCGUGUUGCAAGUGACCGACUUACAAGAAGCCGAGACGUAUACGUGCGUGGCAAGCAACGAUUACGGAGACGACCGAGAAACGAUGACGCUCGAGCCGGCAGAGGCUCCUCGAUUCGAUCGUCUCUAUCCAGCAGGAGUGUCAUUGAACGUUGGCAAAGGCAACGACCUCGACGUUGACGUUUCGUAUAGUGGCAAUCCACGUCCCGAUGUCAUUUGGAGCUUGCCCAGCGGGAGAAGGCUGCGUGUUGGCGAAACGUACGGAAGAUUCAGCGUGUCAGACGGCGGCUCGCUUCGUAUAAACGAUUCCGAAGCGGCCGAUUCUGGAUCGUACCGAGCCAUCGCCGUUAAUCGUGCAGGUCAAGACGAGACGGAUACACUCGUUCGUGUAGUGGAACCGGUCGACGUCGUAUCGCCGGCUGACGAGAACGUUUUCGUCGACCAAAUUCGCCAAUUACCGACAUCGGAGGGUCCGUACUCAGUGCGCGAAGACUCGACUCUGUCCAUUGCAUGCGGUUUCAACGGCGUGGCGAGUGAAGACGUAACGUGGAAGCGCGACGGAUCAGCAAUACCACUGACGAGCGACGAUAGGCUAAGCGUAACGAGUAGUCGAAGCGGCAGUAAAUUGACGGUAAGUAACGUGAAGGCGGCAGACGGCGGACAAUACGUGUGUCAAGGACGUCGAGACGGGCAAGAAGCGUCGUCUUCUGUAGAUAUCACAGUUGCUGCUCCCGAUGAACCGCUCAUAAAUCGGCGCGCCGACGUAAAAGAAAAGGAAGCACCGGGUGAUGUGUCCGUGAGUGUAGCCGAACCCGAGGUGUUUGUGCGAGCUGGAGAAAAGUUGUCUGUCAAAUGCAAUGCCACCGGAACUCCGACGCCAUCCAUUAGCUGGCAGAAGGACGGAUCGAAUGUGAUAUCCAACACACGAGCGAACAUCCGUUCGGACGGUACUCUACAGAUUAGUGAGUUGGAAAGAGACGACGUGGGAUCUUACGCUUGCACGGCAACGAGUGGCUCGAAUACGGAUUCUCAGCAAAUUCAAGUGUCUCUGUUAGAACGACCGUCAGUCGCAGAUCCUCCAUCCCGAACACCGGAAAGGCCUCUGCCAGACAGAGACGUGUCGUACGUUGCCGGUCAAACGUCGGAGGUCGUCGAAGGACGGACCGUUAGAGUGACGGUUCCUAUUCUUGGAGAACCGACUCCGCGCGUGACUUGGACUCUACCGUCUGGGCAGCGUCUGCAGCCCGGCGAAAGGUCCGAUCGCUUCACAGUUACAGACGACGGUUCGUUGCAAAUAGAAGAUAGUCAGACUGACGAUUCGGGAGACUAUCGAGUGACUGCGAGCAAUGCAGCAGGAGAGACGUCUGUUGUGACGCCUGUGUCAGUAUUCGCUCCGCCGUCCAUCACCAGAGAAGUCGAAGACAACGUGUCCGAAAGGGAUGCGACCGGACGAGAUACGCCCGUACUACCGUCUUCCGAUGGAACGAUCAAAAUAGAGAGAGGAAACAGUCUGGUCAUGGAAGGUGCGGCGAGCGGUCGGCCGCCUCCGAGUGUCAGGUUCUUGAAGGACGGCGAGACCAUUUCGGCCGGCGAUCGGUAUUCUCUCGAUCGAACUCCCGACGGCGGUCUCCGUCUCACUGUGGCCGACGUCGAACCCGACGACAGCGGAGAAUACACAUUCGUGGCUCAGAACGAAGGAGGCGUAACGAGCUCGUCUCAACAGAUCUCCGUAUCAGCGACUUCUGACGCUCCAGUUCUCAACAGAAGAAGAGGAGGGAGACCUCAGAUAUCAGGACGAGACAUCACAGCAACCGUGGGAGAAACGGCCAAAAUUGAAGCAAAGGAGAGAGGAGACGUGACGCUGCAGUGCAGUGCUCGCGGCGCAGAGCCUAUUACAUUCUCUUGGAUGAGGAACGAUCAGCCGGUGAGCAGCGGCGGCCGCACGACAAUCACUUCGGACUCUUCGAGCAGCUCUUUAGAAAUCGACGAAUUUGCCAGACGUUUCGAGGGCACGUACUCGUGUCGAGCCAGCAACAGCGACGGCGCAGACUCUGAAUCGAUCGACGUAGCUUUGGACUCUCCGGUGCGGCCGACGAUCGUUCAACCUGCAGAUAAAUCUGCACCAUCUCCCGUUCCUAGAGGAGACGUGACCUACUCGGCCGGUCAACAAGCCGUGGUGGUGCAAGGCAGAAACGUGAGGAUAGGCGUGUCUGCUUACGGUCGACCGACUCCGACCAUCAGUUGGAGAAUCCCCAACGGAAAGAGACUAGGACCGGGCCAGUCGAGCGGUCGAGUUCGUGUUCUCGACGACGAUACACUGGUGAUAGACAAUGCGCAAGUCGAAGACGAAGGAGCGUACAGACCUAUUGCAAGCAAUAUCGCUGGGUUGGCUAAAAUCAAGUCGAGACUCAGUGUCAUCGUGCCUCCGCGUUUGUCGGAGACCAUCGGAGACCACGUCGUCGUGGAUGGACAAGACGUGUCGGCUAAUAAGUACGGCACCGUGCGUGUAGAACCCGGUUCGUCGUUUUCGGUUAGCUGUUCUGCACGUGGGGUACCCAAACCCAAUUUGAGAUUCGUUAGAGGAGAUGACUUGAUCAGCAGUGGAGGACGGUAUUCGAUCGAGAGCAAUGGCGAGAGAUCGACGUUGACGGUCGAUAUGGUAGAGGACGACGACAGAGGAUCAUAUUCGUGCAUUGCCGAGAACAGUGGUGGUGCAACGUCGUCUACUGUUGAAAUAGAAACCAUUCGUUCGGGUAGUCCCGUCAUCCAGAGGAGACCGGAUGUCGAACCGGUCGUGACCGAGGAAGGCGUCAGUUCUGUGAUCGGCCGUCCUGACGUAUUGGCAUCACGCGGACAGACUCUCACGUUGGCGUGCUCAGCGGAGGGAUCUCCCGAUCCGACCAUCAGCUGGUACAGGAACAAGGGCCAAAUAGGCGACAACGAUCAUUUCGAAGUGACCGACGGUCGACUGACGAUCAAGAAAGUAGGCAGACGCGACGAGGGAGAUUUUGAAUGUCGAGCCGUCAAUACGGCAGGACAAGACAGGGAGACGGUGAAUGUUCGAUUGGCGGAGCGACCUGUGAUCGAGCGGCGGAGGCCGAUGAAGGAAGAAAGGCCGAUUUCCGAUGCCGACCGUCGUUUCUUUCCGGGACAGGCUGGCGAUAUUCUGCGGGGACGAGACGCGACGCUGAGUGGUCAAGUAUCGGGUCGGCCAAGACCGACGGUGACGUGGCGUCUACCGUCUGGGAGGCAACUGAGACGAGGCGAAUCGGAUGGCAGAGUGACGGUGCUAAACAAUGACGAUCUGAAGAUAGAGAAUGCCCAACCGGAAGACGCCGGGAACUACCGUAUCGUCGCUAGCAACAGUGCGGGUGUAGAUAAAGUAGACAUUCCUGUGACAGUAUCGGACCAGCCGCAGAUGACGACGAGGCUGACCGACACGGCAACAAUAGAUGGUGAAAAGGCGUUUCCGGAUAAGGACGGGAGACUUCGCGUAAAUCCCGGAAGUUCGGUGUCGAUGAGCUGCUCGGCGUCCGGUUCGCCGUCUCCCGAUCUGAGUUAUGCAAAGAACGGUGUAGCCGUGUCGGCUGCAGGUCGAGUGUCGGUCGAGACAACCGACGCGGGUGCUCUCGACUUGACUAUCGAUGACAUACGAGCUUCGGAUAUGGGUGACUAUGUCUGUACGGCAAACAACGAUGCAGGCGCAGACUCGUCGAGGAUAGUAGUGGCUGUAGCAGACGGACCGAGAAUCGACAGACGGCCAGACGAUCCGGUUGAGUAUUCGGACGCGGGAAUGUCGGUUGCAGUCGGUCGUUCCUCUGUUACGGCGCAACCCGGUCGCCAACUUCGGCUCUUGUGCACGGCAGACGGCGAUCCACAGCCAACAGUCGAAUGGUCGCGUAAUGGAAGAGUAAUCAGCGACGGCGCCGGUGUCGAACAGUCAGACGGCGUGCUAACGUUUGACAGCUUCUCUGCAGACGAUGCCGACGCUUAUAGUUGUGUGGCUCGAAACAGCGGUGGUGAGGACCGUGAUACCAUACACGUAAUGGCACCGGUGGCUCCUGUUAUUCGUCGCUCUCCAAUGUCUCCUACUGAGCGUCCGUUGAUCGCCAAAGACGCAGCGUACGACAUCGGUCAGGUGGCAGAAGUAGUGGAAGGUUACUCGACGACCAUCUCUUGUUCUGCGUCCGGUACGCCGAGUCCGUCUCUACAAUGGAGACUUCCGUCCGGUCGCAGGCUGAAACCCGGCCAAUCUUACGACAGAGUAUCGGUAUCUGACGACGGACGGUUGCUUGUAGCAAACACUCGCCUGGACGACAGCGGCAAAUACCGUUGUAUUGCGAGUAACCCCGCUGGAAGAGAUCGAGUGAAGACUGAGCUGAGAGUGAUCCCUACGCCUACAUCGACGAUUAGCGUCGACUCGCCCGAGUCGCCUUCCGACGACGAUAUUUUGGUCGCCGAUUCGAGUACAGAGGUGACGCUGAGCUGUGACGUCGGUUCCCUGUCGGACGCGGACGCGGUGUGGACGCGAGACGGAACAGAGUUCGAUCGUGGCAAGAGUCGGGUGACGGUGACCGGUGGUGCGUCCGGUCACGAGUAUUCGUGUAUUGUCGCAAACGAGGCCGGCAGUGCAGCGGACGCCGUCAACAUUCGGGUUGCAGAUACGGGUAAGCCUUUUAUUAAACGAACACCGAAAGAACCGCCGUCUUCGCCUCGAAGCGAUUCUGUCAAUACGUCUGUCGGCCCCCCUGAUGUACAAGUUCGUCCCGGUCAGCAACUGACCAUUGCGUGUGGAGCAGAGGGCAGACCCGAUCCAGAAAUAGCGUGGGACGUGGACGGUCAGUCGAUCGUCACCGGUGGAAGGUACAACGUUGGCAGCGAUGGCAGUCUAGUUAUAUCGUCGGUGCAACGCGAAGACGAGGGCAGCUACACGUGCACGGCUACCAACACGAACGGUGACGACCGUGCAACCAUCGAUGUCGUAGUGCCGGAGUCUCCUGUUAUCGACGAAAGACGCACAGCAGAUCGGGAAGAUCCUCCUUCGGAUGGUCACUUGUCGUUCGAUCCAGGCGAAACCCCACGAGUUGUCAGUGGCAACGACGUCACAUUGAAGUGUCCCGUCUCGAGUCAUCCCAAAGCCAACGUUGUGUGGCGUUUCGUAGACGGCACAGAACUGGGCAUAGGAGAAACGAGCGGCAGAGCGACGGUGUCAGACGACGGCAGUCUAACCAUUAGCGACGCCCAACCGAGCGAUAGCGCGCUGUAUGAUUGCGUUGUGGCAAGCGUCGGAGGGACGGACCAAACAGACUUCGAUCUAGAUGUAGUCGCUCCCCCAGAAGUAAUCGAGCGUGCCGGCGACAACGUUACGAUAGACAACACGUUGGUGAGUCCUUCGGACGAAGACACCGUCAUCAGUCGGAGCGGUUCUGACGUCAGUAUGUCGUGCACUGCCGUCGGUUCGCCAUUGCCAACUAUCAGCUGGACACACGAGGGAACGGUCGUCAGUAGCAGCGAAUCGGUGUCCAUUGUCAGCAGUCAGACUGGCUCAGAGGCGACGAGUCGCUUGACUCUAUCCGGAGUGGACGUUUCGGACGCCGGAAGUUACAGCUGCGUUAGCAGCAACCCCGUGGGAUCGGAUUCGUCGUCUGUCGACAUCGAAGUUGCUCCUACCAACUCACCGGUGAUUGACCGACGGCCAGAUGAAGAGCCCAGUGUUAGCGCUCAAUCGGUCACUACGACUAUCGGUCGAUCCGACGUGUACGUCGGCGACGGACAAAACUUGCGCGUCAAAUGUACCGCCACUGGAAACCCGACGCCGACAGUGACUUGGGAGAAAGGAGGGAACGAAAUUGGGUCGACUGGAAGGGUGAGGGUUGAAGCCGAGGGCACUCUGAACGUCGACGAUUUCGAAGGCCGGGACGUCGGCGCGUACACUUGCGCGGCUACCAAUUCGCAGGGCAUCGACAGACAAUCCAUAAGUGUUUCUAGAGCCGUUGAACCGGUAAUCCGUCGUCUUCCCGCACAACCGGACAGUCGGACCGUAGAAGACCAAGAUCAAACGUAUCGUGUCGGUCCAACGUGCGAGAAUGCCCGUGCGGUCGUCGGACGAACGGUUACGUUCCAGUGUCCGGUGUCGUCGAGUCCUCCAGCCGACGUCCGAUGGACGUUGCCUUCCGGUAGGGUGUUGAGACGCGAGGAGACGUCGGGAAGAAGUUCUGUAACAGACGACGGCAGUCUGCGUAUCAGAAACGUACAAGGUAUCGACGACGGUAUGUACUGGUGUCGUGCUUCGAACGUGGUGGGCGAAGAGUCAGAUUCGUGUAACUUGGUGGUGAUCGAACCUCCUCGUCCUGUCAACGAGACUGUGGUGAUGGUAAACGGAAUGCGAACGUACCCGUCGACAGACGGAGUAGUGAAAGUACAACGGGACUCGCCGUUUUCCAUAGCUUGCUCGUCCGCGGCUCGACCGAAGGCGGAAGCUUACUUUUUGAAAGACGGCGAAAUACAGCAGUCUGGUGGCAGAUACGACGUGACUGUGGCGGAUGACGGAUCUCAGAUUGAACUUGUGAGGAGGCGAGCUCGGACGCCCGACGUCGGUACCUAUUCGUGUGUAUUCGAGAAUCCGGGCGGAAGUACGUCCAGCCCUGUAGCUCUAGAUGUAGUAGAUGGAACGCCGACAAUCAUUCGACGACCGGACGUAGAACAAGAGGUCGACGGUAACAGGGUUACUGCUCAAAUCGGUAAUCCCGAUGUCAUCGGUGGCGAGGGGCAGACUGUACGUGUCGUGUGCGAUGCCGCGGGCUCGGGCGUAAACAUCGCGUGGUAUGGCCCGGACGGAAUGUCUGCUGGGUCUGGAAGCCCGCUUGUGAUACGAGAGUUUGAUGGUGACAAGGCCGGCAUGUACACGUGCGAGGCGACCAACAGAGGAGGAAAAGACACAGAAGCGAUAACCGCCGUUCUAGGAGAGAGUCCGAAGAUUAGCAGUCCCGAUCCCGUUGUGCCCGAAAGACCACUCCCAGACGAAGAUCGUGAAUAUCCCGUCGGGCAGAUCUCUGACGUCCGUCGUGAAAGGACAUUGACGUUGACGUGCUCAUCCGUUGGGAUACCACCCGGAGACAUCUCGUGGACUCUUCCUUCGGGCACGAGUCUUCGUAUAGGAGAGUCAGAAGGGCAAGUCAGCGUUAACGACAACGGUGACUUGACGAUCCGUGAUUCUCGGGACGAAGACGUCGGACAAUACACUUGUACGGCAAUAAACAGUUUGGGCGCUGUGGGUAGAUCGAGCAAAGUCAACGUAUACGUUCCUCCAACGACCGACUUGGACACCGCUCAAGUGGACGGUCAACCGGUGUUUCCGUCACCCUCGACGGGAUCCGUAGACGUGCCUCCCGGUUCGCGGUUAUCACUAGAGUGUGAAACGUUUGGCGUGCCGAACCCGACAACAACGUGGUUACGAAAUGAAAUGCCCAUCACGCCCGGUGGUCGAUUCUCCAUCGGAGGAAGGAGCAAUUUAGAUGGUGUCUCCGUCAGCAUGCUGGAAGUGACGAACAUGGGUAAAAAUGACACGGGCCUGAAUAGAGUAUCUAAAGGAACUCACUGUCUAAAGGACCCAGAAACAUAA